Messenger RNA from Lindgomyces ingoldianus, 642 nucleotides. RefSeq lists its product as uncharacterized. Lineage: Eukaryota; Fungi; Ascomycota; Dothideomycetes; Pleosporales; Lindgomycetaceae. The coding region runs from base 77 to 337 and encodes 86 amino acids. The transcript is spliced from 4 exons. The record is from RefSeq and is a predicted model, not a curated record.
CUUCACCUCCCUGAGACGAAUGUCUAAUAUCCGCUCCUCAAAACUCUUCCGUCAGACUUUAUAGUUGUUGAUCACCAUGUGCGACUCGACAUUCGCCCUGAGCCAGCGCGGUGGCCACUUCUUCGAAUGCCUAUCAACGCAAUCCCAUUCUCGCCUUCUAAAUAAGCUCCGGAGGCUUCUUACCUCGACACAAAUCUUACAAGUUCACCGCGUGACCCCUGGCUUCGAGAACAGCAUUCUCGUAACUUAUCGUGACAAUUACGGACAAGAUCGUAUUGAAUCCCAAGAUCUCCCAGAAGAACUCAUCAACCCAAGUGUAUGUGGUGUCUCAGGAUAGUCCUCUUGCCGAUGUAUGAGUAGGAGAACAUGUCUGCCACUGAGCGUAUCAUUAGCAUGUCAUCGCUGUUGACCGCAUUGUCGGGGACACGGGAGAAGCUUAGUGAUAGAAGCAUAUCAGUCCACCUCUUAAUACCUUCAUUAAAUUCUUAGUCACAACCAUUGGCGGUAGACUGGUCCUCAUGUUGCUACCGUAUCAUCCCGAGAGAUCAAGUCCUUGAGGAAAUGAAGAAGCUCAUUGGGUUUGGCAUUUUUUGUUGCAGCCUGGGGGAUGUAUUCCUCGGUUUCAAACAUCACAUUUCCGUC